Calypte anna (Anna's hummingbird) is the source of this 3387-nucleotide messenger RNA. It is a transcript of the gene SMC5, whose product is annotated as structural maintenance of chromosomes 5. The transcript has 24 exons. Gene Ontology annotation, cellular component: Smc5-Smc6 complex. Gene Ontology annotation, biological process: double-strand break repair via homologous recombination. Bases 127 to 3216 code for a protein of 1029 amino acids. The record is from RefSeq and is a predicted model, not a curated record. Lineage: Eukaryota; Metazoa; Chordata; Aves; Apodiformes; Trochilidae. Gene Ontology annotation, molecular function: ATP hydrolysis activity; ATP binding.
CUUCCCCGGUCGCAGCGCAAGUCGAGCUCGGGUGCCUGUCAGUUCCUCCCUGGCGGCAGCCAGCGGGCCGCAGGGAGCGCUGCGGCGUAUUGCGACUUCGUGGAGGGCUCUAUCGUCAGGAUCUUCAUGGAGAACUUCUUAACAUAUGAUGCUUGUGAAGUACGCCCAGGUCCCAAUAUGAAUAUGAUUGUUGGUGCUAAUGGAACAGGAAAGUCAAGUAUUGUUUGUGCCAUCUGCUUGGGACUGGCUGGAAAACCUUCUUUCAUAGGACGAGCCGAUAAAGUUGGUCUCUUUGUAAAGCAGGGGUGCCUGAAAGGUGUAGUAGAAAUUGAACUCUUUAAAAAUCCCGACAACAUCAUUAUAACACGUGAGAUUCAAGUGGUCAACAACACAUCGGCGUGGUUUAUCAACAGAAAGCCAACAACCCUGAAGACAGUAGAAGAGCAGAUUGCAGCCUUAAACAUCCAGGUGGACAAUUUGUGCCAGUUUCUGCCCCAGGACAAAGUUGGAGAAUUUGCAAAAAUGAGUAAGAUCGAGUUGCUUGAAGCCACUGAAAAAUCCAUUGGUCCCCCAGAAAUGUACCACUUUCACUGUGAACUGAAAAACUUCCGGGAAAAGGAAAGGGAACUGGAGAACUUGUGCAGAGACAAAACUAACUCUUUGGAGAAAAUGAAGCAGAGGGUUGAGCGUUACAAACAAGAUGUUGAGAGAUAUCAUGAGCGCAAGCGCCAUAUGGACUUGGUUGAGAUGCUUGAGAGGAAAAGGCCGUGGGUGGAAUAUGAAAAUGUUCGUUAUCAGCAUGAGGAGGUAAAACAAAGCCGAGACCAGGCAAAGGAAGAGCUUAAAGUUCUGAAAGAAAAGCAGGCCCCAAUGACAAAAAAAGUCCAAGAAACUGAAGAACACUUUAAGUGUCUGGAUGCGAAAAUCAGGGAUAAGGCAUCUGAAAUCAAGGAAAUUUCUCAAAAAUGUAAACAGAAGCAAGAUGCUUUGGAAAUGAAAGAUAAACAAAUUGAAGAAAUUCAUCAGGCUUUAAGAAUGAAGAAAGAUGAAGAAAUGGACAGGCAGAGAAAAAUACAUAAUACUCACAAGAUAAUAGAGGAGUGGAAGAAUGAACUCAGCUCAAUGGCAGCCAGUGAGAAUCUUCAGCCUCAAAUUGAUGCUAUUAAUACUGAUAUGAAAAAAUUACGAGAAGAAAGGGACAACAUUGAGAGUGAUAUCAGUGAUCUAAAAGCAGAGAAAAGGAACCAAGAGGGGGAAAUGACAAGAAUAAUUGACCGCCUUGGACAACUUAGUAAUAUAAUGAAUAUGAAGGAAGAGAUACUUAAAGGGAGAUUCCGAGACACACAUACUGCUCUUAUGUGGCUAAGAAAGAAUAGAGACAAGUUUAAAAAAAAAGUUUGCGAACCCAUGAUGCUUGAAAUCAAUAUGAAGGACAGUAAACAUGCUAAAUAUGUUGAAAAUCACAUUUCGGCCAGUGACAUGAAGGCUUUUGUUUUUGAGAGCCAAGAAGAUAUGGAAAUGUUUCUUAUGGAGAUGCGCGAUCAUCAAAAGCUGAGAGUGAAUGCUGUGUGUGCUCCUGCUGCCUCAUGUGCUGAGAGCUUACCUACAAGACCUAUUGAAGAACUGCACCGAUAUGGAUUCUUCUCAUAUUUACGGGAGUUAAUUGAUGCUCCUCAUCCAGUGAUGAGUUAUCUUUGCUCCCAGUACCGUAUUCAUGAUGUCCCUGUGGGAACAGAGAGGACCAGAAACAUGAUUGAACGGGUCAUACAAGAAUGCAAACUUAAGCAAGCAUACACAGCAGAAGAAAAAUACGUUAUUAAAGUGUCUGCUUAUACAGGCCAAACCCUCUCUACUAACACGUGCCUGAGGGAAGCACAGUUUCUCAUGAGUUCGGUGAAUACCGAGGAAAGACAACAACUAGAAAAGCAGCAACAGGACGUCAAUAACACAUUACAGUCCCUGGAUACACAUUUGACUGGACUGUUUGAGAGACAAAAACACCUUGAACGAAGAGACAAUCAGCUCAGGCAAAACAAGAAAGAACUCUUAGAGAGAGGAAGCAGGAGAAGACAGCUGGAAUCAAAAAUUAGUGUGAAGUAUAAUAGUUUAAGACAGCUGGAACAAGAUGUUAUCAACCUAGAGGAGGAAUCUCAAAAGGCAAAUGUAAAAAUAAAAGAAAUAAACGUCCAGAAAGCAAGACUUGUUACUGAAUUAACGCAUCUCAUAAAGAAUUGCGUUUCACUGAACAUCCUUAAAGCAGAUUUAGUUCUUGAGAGCACUACCGUGGCUGCCGAGAAGAACAAACUUGAAUCAGAGUGUAAUGAAGCAAGUGCACAGCUAAGAGCUGCGGAGCAAAAAUUUCGUGAACUGGAUGAUAGGAAGCGAGUUCUAACAGAGAAUUGCAAGGAAUUGCUGAAAAAAGCUCGACAAGUCUGCAAACUGGGUCCAGAUGAACAUCUUCCAAAAGAAUUUCAGACUGCUUUUCAGGCUCUUCCAGACACGUUGGAGGAAAUUGAUGCUUUUCUGAAUGAAGAGAAAACCAGAGCCUCCUGUUUCACUGGCCUGAACGCUUCGGUUGUUGAAGAAUACAAUAAGCAGAUGCAAGAAAUAGAAGAGUUGACAGAGUAUCUAGACGUAAAGAAAAAUGAGUUGGAUAAAUACAAGCAAAACAUUGCACAGGUCAAAGAAAAGUGGUUGAACCCCUUGAAAAAACUGACUGAGCAAAUUAAUGAGAAGUUCAGUAAUUUCUUCAGUUCUAUGCAGUGUGCUGGUGAAGUUGAUCUUCAUGUGGAAAAUGAGGAGGAGUACGACAAGUACGGGAUUCGCAUUAGAGUCAAAUUCCACAGUAGCACUGAACUUCAUGAACUGACUCCGUACCAUCAGAGUGGAGGUGAGAAAAGUGUUUCCACGAUGUUGUACCUUAUGGCUCUACAGGAACUCAACAGGUGUCCUUUCAGGGUUGUAGAUGAAAUAAAUCAGGGAAUGGAUCCAGUGAAUGAGAGAAGAGUUUUUGAAAUGGUUGUGGAAACCGCUUGUAAAGAAGGCACAUCUCAGUACUUCUUUAUUACGCCAAAGCUCCUACAGAAUCUCACUUACAAUGAGAAGAUGACUGUGUUGUUUGUCUACAAUGGACCUUUUAUGUUGGAGGCCAACAAAUGGGAUUUAAAGGCUUUCUGUAGGCGGCGGCGGCGACUUGGAAGGAUGGAUGAGCAGUAAUAAAUACGUGCAUCAUACAUAUGUAUAUGAUGCCAAGAACUGAUAAAAUGAAAGUUUGAUUCUUAAAACUUAUGUAAAAGUUUAAUAGAUUGGAAUUGCAUUAUUUUUGUUUGCCACUUACUCUAAAGAAUGUACUUUUUCACAAUAGAUAUAUAAAAAGGAGGCUUCUUU